UUGAUUCGAAAAAUAUGACUGAGUUUUUCCUGCUUUGUAUGCUAAACUUAGCCCCGCGUUUGAAUAACUUUGUGCGUGAGUACGAACAAUACACUCUAUAUUUAUAAUAACAGGUAACGUAAUUGCUAUUAAUAUCAAGUAACCAUUAAUGUUAGGGAACCGUUCAUUUGAUGGACUUCAAAGCCACAUUUGACUAACGUUUGCUAAGUUGAGCUAGCUAACAGUAGCCUGUGCUGUCGCAGACUGACCCUUCAAAACAAAUCACUAUUCGCUCACGGGCUAAUGUAUGUUAGCCAACACAGCUAGCUAAUAGUUAGCUGGAAAGCUAGUGACUUAGUGGCUGGCCGCUUGACGAAAAAGUCCACCAACAAUUUAAUACAGACGGAAGGAAUAGCAGCGGACUUUCAAUCAAAGGGUUAUGGUGAGCCUCUCAGCGUCUCAUCUCCUAAAGAGGCCUGCGUUUUAAGAGGAGACCCAUGCUGAUAAAUGCCAGGCCUCACCACACUCUCUGUCGUCUGCACAAACACAAAUGCCUGCCUGCCCGUGGGGGAGGUCUGAUUAAAGAUAUCCACAUUUCAUCCACUGGGCUGUGUCCCCUGUCCCAGCGGCCACCAUGUUUUGGAAGUUCGAUCUGCACACCACCUCCCACAUCGACCAGCUGCUGGACAGGGAGGACGUGACGCUGAGAGAGCUGAUGGAGGAAGAUGACGUCCUGCAGGAGUGCAAGGCCCAAAACCGUCGGCUGCUCCUCUUCCUCUCCCAGGACCACUGCAUGCAGGAGCUGGUCAGCCUCAUCACCACAGAGCCGCCUGCUGACCUGGAGGAGAGGAGUCGCUUUAAAUUUCCCAACAUCGCUUGUGAGCUCCUGACAUCAGAUGUGUCCCUUAUAAAUGAUAAGCUGGGCGGGGAAGAGUCUCUCCUUGAGAUGCUCUAUCACUUUCUGGAGCAGGAUCCACCCCUCAAUCCGUUAUUGGCCAGCUUCUUCAGCAAAACCAUCGGCAAUCUCAUUGCCAGGAAAACCGAACAGGUGAUAACUUUUCUAAAGAAAAAGGAAGGCUUCAUUGGUCUGGUGCUGAAACAUAUUGACGCCUCUGCCAUGAUGGACUUGCUGCUUCGCCUCAUCAGUUGUGUGGAGCCUGCCCCCUUGAGGCAGGAGGUCCUUCAUUGGCUAAAUGAGGAGAAGUUGGUACAAAGACUCACAGAGCUCAUCCAUACUGGCAAAGAUGAGGAGAGACAAUCAAAUGCAUCCCAAACGCUUUGUGACAUCAUCCGCCUUAGUCGAGACCAGGCCAAUCAGAUGCAGGAGAAUAUGGAGGCUGACCCACUAUUGGCUGUACUAGAGUCGCAGGAGAGUGUAGCGGGGCUCCUUAAGAACAUGUUUGAGGGCGAGAGGAGCGAGGCUUCCAUCGUUAAUGGAACUCAAGUGCUACUUACCUUACUGGAGACCAGGAGGUCUGGGUUGGAAGGGCUAAUGGAUCUGUAUUCUCAGGGUUAUGAAAGGUCUUACACUGUCAGCAGCAGUAUUUUAAAUGCCAUUGAGCCCCAUUUAAAGGACUUCCAGCAGCUUCUUCUGGAUCCCCCCAAGAAAAGUGCAAUACUGACGACCGUUGGCGUUCUAGAGCAGCCACUGGGGAACGCCCGCCUUCACGUGGCCCGGCUUGUGGCCGCCCUGCUGCAGACCAGUGCCCCCAGUAUCUGUCAGGAGCUCUGCAAUCUUUCCACCAUGAACCUACUACUGGAUCUGUUCUUCAAAUACUCCUGGAAUAACUUUUUGCACUUCCAAGUGGAGCUGUGUGUGGCGGCUAUCCUGAACCAUCCUUCCUCAGAGGAGCGGCCCAGUCCAGGCCUCCAGAACCACGACGGGAAGCCAGCAGCAUCCAACCCCGAGGUGCAGGGGGAGGCAGGGGAGACAGGCAGGACCAGUGACCCACAGACCUCCAUCCACGCUACCCUUGUGGCACAUCUGUUCCAGAAGUGUCAGCUGGUACAGAAGAUCCUUGAUGCCUGGGAGGAGAAUGAUAAAAUUCAGGCUGAGGGCGGCACCAGGAGAGGCAACAUGGGUCAUCUGACCAGAAUUUCCAACAUGGUGGUCCAGAACCUGGAGAAAGGACCAGUACAGGCCCAGAUCACUGACCUCAUCAAAGAGCUUCCAGAAGACUGCAGAGGUCGCUGGGAGAGCUUUGUGGACGAGACCCUGAGAGAGACUAACAGGAGGAACACGGUAGAGCUGGUAAGCACCCACAACAUGCACUCGUCUAGUGAGGAUGAUGACAUGGAGAGCCCCUUCCCCAACGACCUGUCACUUCAGCAGGCCUUCUCCGACUAUCAGAUCCAACAGAUGACUGCCAAUUUUGUGGAUCAGUUUGGGUUCAACGAUGAGGAGUUCAGUGAGCAUGAUGAAAACAUCAAUGCCACAUUUGACAGAAUUGCCGAAAUAAACUUCAAUCUAGAUGCUGAUGAUAAUAGUGCCAAUGCGGCUGCUUUUGAAGCCUGCUGUAAAGAGAGGAUACACCAAUUUGAUGAUGCUGAAGAAGAGGAGGACAUUUGGGAAGAGAAGGAGAUGAACUAUGCAACACAAGCUAAAUCCAGAACACGGUUUGGGGUCUCCCAGACCUCAGAGGGAGGCUCCAGGAGCAGCAUGGAGAACGGAGGCAGGGAGCGGGAUCGCGGAUCUGAAUCCGAUGAGGAUGAGGACUCUGAGCAGAACACAUCAGAUCCAGGUCCAGGCUGGACAGCAAAUUUCAGGGACUCUAGAGGGACUGCAGCAUCCCAAACCCCGGCAGGGUGGGACAGCUCAUCCGGGAGUGGAGCAGAGACGCAGGAAACUGGCUGGGCCAACUUCACUGAGUUCCAGCCUUUCUCUGGUACAGAGACGGAUCCCAGGUGCAGCUCUCCUGUGGACUCGGGCAGCAGUGAUGCAGAUAAACAAGCCAAACAAAACCACGAGAAGAGCGAUGUUAGUGCCUCGUCUGGCGCUUGGCCGGUGGGAGAAGGGAAGAAGGCUCCACUCGUGGCCUCGGACAGCAGCUCCUCCGGUGGAUCCGACAGCGAGGAGGAUGACAAAAACGCCGGCGCUCCUCCUGCCGCCACCGCAACCUGUGCCCCCGGCAACAAGACAGCUGACCUCAAAAGUGAGGAGAGUCCGGUGUCUCUGGAGAAACUCUCUCUGUCAGAUCCUCCUAAAGCGUCAGAGCAGCAGCCUGCUGAGGAUUCACCUGUAACCACGCAGACUGACAGGAAAGAGGAAACGCCACCGCCCCAGGAAGUGUCGGUCAAUGGGCCGGUGUGAGCGCGAGCUAACUCCAUCGGCGACGGCGCCGCGGACUGUCAGCCUCCUCCAGAGUGACUCCCCUAAAUAACCUCACUGCAACUACGGUGUUUUUACUGAAUCACUCUGCCAUGUUAUUGGAACUGGACACUGCCAAUCAACACCAAUAAUGAGGUGGCGGAACAUGGAAAACAAACAACAACAACAAAAAAAACAACAAAAAAGAAAAAGAAGAAAAAAACGAAUCCAACAGACAGAACGGAGUGCAGAGGAAUCAUCUUCAAAGCCUUUUUUCCGAUGUUGCACAUAAUUCUGUGCAGUUUUAAUGUAGCAGCGAUCUUUGAAACGACAGAAUCCGAGGGGUAACAUCAUCAUCCUUAUUUUUUUAUGACCUGAAAGAUUUCUCUCCUACUCGUUCAAAGCUGUUGGGAUCCCAUUGUUAGGGAUUUGCCAUCGUCACCCCUGAAUGGAUAGCACAGGCUAACUUUUAACGAUGCCUCAACAAUAAAUACCUUUUCUUUUUCUUUUUUUUUUUUUUGGAAAACAUUUUUUUUUUCCUCUUCAAGCUUAAGAAAAAGCACUUAUGCAGCCAUUUACUGUACAUUAUAGCACAAUGUAAGUGUUCUACCCUCAUCUCUGCUGGCUGUCUUAUCUGUCCGCUCACCCAGAUCAAGGUUUUUAUCCGUUUUUAUUUUCUCUCUCUCUCUCUUUGGUUGCUGUUGAUGAAACAUCUCUUGUUGUCGUACAUCACCAGGUUUCUGAAUGUUUUGAAGGAGGGUCUGUAGGAGGAGGAGGAGGAGGUCGAUGAACAGAGCUCUAAUAGUAUUACUGUCUUUUGCUCAUGUGCAAUAAUGUCAAUUAGCCAUCUUAUUUAAAAAUGAAAUCCAGCAUUGUUUCUUUUUAAAAAUCAAUCUAGCGUCGGAGUCUCAUUUGGUGUAGGUUUUGGAAAAACAAAUUUGGAUAUAAUCUCAAUUUAUCUUUCAGAUUUUUAAAAUUUUUAUUUUUUGGUUUGUUUUUUCUUUUAGUGCAUGUAUAACUGGUUCUCUGUUGACCUAGCUAGUGAGCUAAGACCUUCUGAUUGUAUUGACCUUUAAGUUCUUAUUACUAUUCCCCUUAAAUCAACCAAACAUUAUCUACCUAUAUACAAAUAUUAUCUACAUUUAAAAGUAAUUUUAAAGCAGUCUUGAGAUUACUAUUGUUGUCUGUUCCUUUUUUCUCUCUCUCUCUCCACCAAGCACUUACUCACAGGGCGAGAGUGGCAUCUGGAGUGACGCUGUAUGUUUUUUUUUUUUCUCCCCUUUUUUAAGAUUUAAUUUUAUUUCUCUGAGCAGCAGGAUUGGAACGAGGGCAGGUCUGGGUUCUGUGGAGCUCCAGGCCUCUUUGGUGUACCUACUUAAAUCAUUUGACAGCUAUCAGGUUCUACGAUCAUUGUUAAAAACAAACAAACAUUGAAAUUAAAAGUGUCUGGUUGACCACAUUAAUACCAAAAGCUUGGCUCUGCCCGUCUGAU
Messenger RNA from Chelmon rostratus (copperband butterflyfish), 4778 nucleotides. RefSeq names its product protein phosphatase 6, regulatory subunit 2a (gene ppp6r2a). Lineage: Eukaryota; Metazoa; Chordata; Actinopteri; Chaetodontiformes; Chaetodontidae. Gene Ontology annotation, cellular component: cytosol; nucleus. Bases 614 to 3289 code for a protein of 891 amino acids. The record is from RefSeq and is a predicted model, not a curated record. Gene Ontology annotation, molecular function: protein phosphatase binding; protein phosphatase regulator activity. The transcript is spliced from 24 exons.